Trichomonas vaginalis G3 is the source of this 615-nucleotide messenger RNA. RefSeq lists its product as uncharacterized. Lineage: Eukaryota; Parabasalia; Trichomonadida; Trichomonadidae. The transcript has a single exon. Bases 1 to 615 code for a protein of 204 amino acids. The record is from RefSeq and is a predicted model, not a curated record.
AUGCAAGGAAGACCAUAUACAGAACAGGUAGCAUCACCAAAUUUACCAAAGAACUUAUCACUAUUUCGCAUUUUCCUCCCCGAAGAGGUUGCAAACCAUUUUCGAGAACAAGCAAGAAAUCCUAGCCAAAUUGCCAAGGAAAUGUUUGAUAAAUACCUUGUUGCAUCAACAGGUUAUAGGUAUUGCAUCAUGAAAACUCUUUUUGUUACCUACAGACAGUUAAAUUAUGUUAUAAAUCACCAUAAUGAAGAGGAAAUGAAAAUGAUCAACGAUUUUAAUCAAGCAAUUGCAUUAGUUGUUACCAAACAUAUGACAGUAAUAGAGAAUAAUGGAGUUACAUUUACAUAUGUAACAGAUUUGUGCGAUGUGAAGAUUGUUGAAGGUUGGAUGGGUAUGUUUGACAUUGUUGGAGCAGAUUAUAGUCAUUUCAGAACCGGCAAAUUGAAGAAGAUCGGAGAUACGCUUUUUAAACUGUAUUUCCUCCUCAACAUGGAAAUUCAAAGAGGAAAGUACCCUGAUACAGGACUUCAAAUCCCAUCACCUGAAGAAUAUCAUGAUUUCAUGGGAGCUGAAAAAUUCCUUAAGAAAGAAGAUCUUGAUAAUUUAGAUUAUUAA